UUGUCCGUUUUCCCAUUUCUUCACAGAUCACCAUGGACGAAGUUGCACUUAGACUAACUGUCUUUGGCCUUCUGUUCACCUUUGCUAACUUGGCUGCUACAAUCAAGAAACAAGAUAUAGAUAUUUACAGCUUCCACAUUAACUCUACGGUCUCCAGUCGGUAUGCCAUUACAAUCAUCACAAGCCGUGUGACAAAUGUGUUGAAUCAGUCUCAAGAGGUCCAUUUCGAAGUCAAGAUUCCAAAGGAUGCCUUCAUCAGCCAAUUUAGAAUGACCAUAGAGGGAAAAACAUAUGAUGGGGUUGUGAAGGAAAAAGAAGAGGCUCAGCAGCAAUACAGUCAAGCGGUAUCUCGAGGACAAAGUGCUGGACUUGUCAGUGCUGUUGGAAGGACUUUAGAGGACUUUAAAACCUCAGUGACGGUGGCUGCUUUUAGUAAAGUGACCUUUGAGUUGACCUACGAGGAACUGCUAAAGCGUCGCCUCGGAAAAUAUGAGCUACUCAUCAAUGCCCAACCAAUGCAGCCGGUGGCUGACUUCAAGAUUGACAUACACAUCCAUGAGAAUCCAGGAAUUUCCUUCUUGGAGGUCAAAGGUGGUCUGAACACUAAGGAUCUGACCAAUGCAGUCACAACCAUCAGAUCAGACAAAGAUGCAUGGGUGAAGUUUUAUCCCACUCGAGAUCAGCAAACAAAGUGUGAUGACUGUAGUAAAAAUGGUCUUAAUGGCAACCUGAUCAUUGUGUAUGAUGCUGUGAGACAAAAACAAAGUGGAGAUCUGAUGGUCUCAAAUGAGUACUUCGUCCACUACUUUGCACCUACAGAUAUUCAGCGCAUUCCCAAAAAUGUGGUGUUUAUCAUUGAUGAAAGUGGCUCCAUGUUGGGCAAAAAAAUUGAGCAGACUCGUUUGGCUAUGCUGAGGAUUCUGAGUGACCUUGCUGAGAAUGACCACUUUGGAUUGAUCACGUUCAGUGGUCACUUUCAAACCUGGAAACCUGAACUCCUAAAAGCAACUGAAGGAAACGUCGAAGAAGCGAAGACGUUUGUGAGGAGAAUUAAGAGUGGAGGAAACACAGACAUAAAUGCUGCAGUGCUAAAAGCUGUGGACAUGAUUAAUAAAUACCCACAAGAGGGAUCCGCAUCCAUCCUGAUCCUGUUGACUGAUGGAGAUCCCAAAAAAGGUGAGACCAACCCAGAGAAGAUUCAAGAAAAUGUGAAAAAGGCUAUUGGUGAAAAAUUCCCUUUGUACAGUUUGGGAUUUGGGUUCGAUGUCAGCUUUGAGUUCCUGAAGAAAUUGUCUUUGGAAAAUAACGGUGUUGCUCACAGGAUCUAUGAAGAUUCUGAUGCCGAUCUACAGCUGCAGGGCUUCUAUGAGGAAGUGGCCAUCCCCCUCUUGACUGAUGUCCACCUUAACUACCAAGGGGUGGCCAAUUUGACCCAGUCCACUUUCCAACAGUACUACAAUGGUUCUGAGAUUGUGGUAGCUGGUCAGAUUACUAAUAACAGUUUGGAAAGUUUCACCACUGAGGUCAUUGCUUUAUCGAAAAGCACUAAGGUGGUAUAUCAGAGCAGUGGACCUACAGUGGACCUCAGUAGUGGCAGACCUGAACACGUGAAAAGAUUAUGGGCCUUUCUUACAGUGAAGCAGCUACUGGAGAAAAUGGUGUUUCUAGAAGGCCUGGAAAAAGACAAUGCAAAGAAACACAUCAUUGAUCUUUCUCUGAAGUACAAAUUUGUCACACCGCUUACAUCAAUGGUGGUUACCAAGCCCCAGGAUGAGGAAAUGCAAGUUGCCCACAAACCCGAAGAGGGAGAGAAGCCAAAAAGGCAUUCAUACGGAGCAAGAAGACAAAUGUUCGUGCCCAGUCAUCCAGUUAAUAGGAUUCUUGCCUCCAGCAGUGUAAAUCAACAUGGGGCGUGGGUAAGCGGAUUCUACACCAGGAGAGAGAAUCAGGAGACGAGCGCGUCCUGGGGAUCAAAUAAACGAAAGAGACCCAAAAUGCUGCGCCUAUUAACAAUGGGAGAUUCAUCAGCCAUAUUACAAUUACCAAGUAUGACUCAGAAACCUCUGACAACCUCUCCUCCAUUGUGGAGAAUUAGGAUCUUGAAAUCUUCUGGUAAUGCUAAGCCACUUUGUUAUGAUGUUCCUGUUGCUGAGAAAGUCAGACUCCAACAGAAUGUCCUAUCAGAGUUCUCUAUGAAUGGGCAACGUGAGUCAUUUGGAGGAGAAGGCUUCAGUCGAAUCUCCAUUCAUUACAAAACUAAUCACCAUCUGCUGCUCAGCACUAAUGAAAUUAACUACACCGAUGGGCAGGAAACUGUGAAGUUUUCAUGGGAGCAAGACCUCACCCACCAUGAGAGAGAAAACGUGUCUCUGAUUUUACGGAGAAAUGAAUUUGAUGUUACCAUGGGAAACAUCCGUGUUGCUAUUCUUCUUCAUAAAAAAGAUGGUGACAUUUUUCUGUGGCCUGCCAUAUGGCAACAACCAAAAGAUGUAGUUUUGAUGGGUAUAUUAGGAGAGGCUGAUAUUUCAUAUGAUGAGAUCCCAGGAUCACAAACACCAACUUUAAAGAUAAAGGACAAGGAAGUGAAGACAUCUUGGGUGAUGGUGAAGGACUACAGACUUGCUUCUGCUCCUGUGGUUGGAUGUUGGCUCGUACCAUUCCAGGCUCUCACACAGCGAGAGCUCUCGGACUUCACCGUCACUCAGCUGUAGAGUUCAGCAAAAAACAAACAAAAAAAGAUGAUCCAUUAUUGUGCUGACCUUUCCAAUGACAACAUAUUCUUUAUAUGGCGAUUAUUGAUUAAAUAGUUAUACAAUUUUCUUUUAAUGGCAAAUAGUAGGGGCAUGACCAAGUAAUUUUCAUAUUUAGCACGCUUUGAUUACCACGUCUGUUGCAUUGUCUCUGAAUGUUUCUGAAUGUGUUUUUCUUUGCUCACACAAAUACACCCGGGCUUUAAUGGGCAAACCAUGUAAUAAAAUAUCAGUUAAAAUUGCAAACCAAAAUGAUCUAUACAUAGUAACCCUUUGAUUGAUGCCUCUGUAAGCACUGAUUUUGAUAAUUGCUGGAAAUUAUGUAUUUCUUGUGGUCCUGUCUGAAAAUAUAUUAAAAGCACAACACCAA
Molecule: messenger RNA, 3120 nt
Organism: Carassius gibelio (silver crucian carp)
Lineage: Eukaryota; Metazoa; Chordata; Actinopteri; Cypriniformes; Cyprinidae
Product: inter-alpha-trypsin inhibitor heavy chain H3
Exons: 23
Coding region: 33-2711 (892 amino acids)
Source: RefSeq, a predicted model, not a curated record